AUGUUUUGUUUGGCUUAUGAUUUAAAGGCCGGUGUUUUACUUAAAAAUUUGAUUGUUCCAACCAUGCCUAUUUUAGGAUGUGUUUGUAUAAUUAUAAUGACUUUUAUUGUGGGAAGAUUAUAUGGUUUCUUUUUAGAUGAUUAUAAAUUCACUAAUUAUUAUUUAGUGUUAUUGGGUGGUGGUUAUUUGUCAAUAGCAAUUAUACUUUCAAAUAUAUUUUUAAAAUAUACUUUUAUAUUUUUUAUUUGUAGUGGUAUUGCAUCAGAUUAUUUUAUUAGAGAAUCUUUUUUAAUUAAUAGAAUAUUUGAAGAUAGAAAUGAUAAGCUUUAUUUUAUUUCUUUAUCGAUGUUAUUAAAUUUAUGUUUAUAUGGUGGAGUAUUUCCAGAGUUUUUUAUGAAUAUUCGUUAA
This is a messenger RNA of Hepatospora eriocheir, 408 nucleotides long. NCBI's taxonomy places the organism in Eukaryota, Fungi, Microsporidia, Hepatosporidae. The record is from the annotation of a GenBank genome assembly.